Messenger RNA from Hippoglossus stenolepis (Pacific halibut), 3376 nucleotides. RefSeq names its product membrane cofactor protein-like. The transcript is spliced from 12 exons. Gene Ontology annotation, biological process: negative regulation of complement activation, classical pathway. The record is from RefSeq and is a predicted model, not a curated record. NCBI's taxonomy places the organism in Eukaryota, Metazoa, Chordata, Actinopteri, Pleuronectiformes, Pleuronectidae. The coding region runs from base 284 to 1417 and encodes 377 amino acids.
CGCGUUUUACUACUUUAACUCCAUUUCCACAGAAUCUCGAGGAUGUGGUCUGCCCUUUGUUGUGCGGUUAGUGGGCGUGGUUAGGAGUUGUCAGAAUACACAGGGUUCAGUUUCCUCCUCAGUCCCCGACGCGACAGCAGCUUCCUCCUGCGGCUCUCCUCCGGCUCUCCUCCGGCUCUCCUCCGGCUCUCCUGCGGCUCUCCUCCGGCUCUCCUGCGGCUCUCCUGCGGCUCUCCUCCGGCUCUCCUCCGGCUCUCCUCGUCCCUCCUCGUCCCACUGGAAAAUGGGGCUUGUGGACUUGUCCCGUUUCGUAAUGGAUCUCACAUCCGUCCGUCUCCUGCUCAUUGUUGGUCUUGUCGUUGCCGCCCAAGCUCAAAACUGUACCAAACCUGUGGCCGGAGCCAACAUGGGCUUGAGCGACAAAGACAUUCUCUUGGAUACGUUCCCGAAUGGCACUGUGGCUUCUUUCAUCUGUAAUGUUGGUUACACGCCUGCAGGAGGGUCCCCAUCCGUUACUUGUAUAAACGGCAGCUGGAGUCCUGUGAAGCUGACAUGCAAGAUAAAGAGCUGUGGCUCUGCUGGAGAAAUUGCAAACGGACACAUUGAUUACUCUCAAGGGAUUGAUUUUGGCGCUGAAGCAGUGGCCGGCUGCAACACAGGUUACGAUUUGGUUGGCAAAGCAGAACUCGUGUGUGGAGACAAAGGGUGGAUGGGCAGGUUGCCUACAUGUGAAGUAAUUACUUGUGGCUUGCCACGUGGGAUUGAAAAUGGCGAUUUCAGUCCAAAAAAAGAAGACUACUACAAAUAUUUGGAGGUUAUACAAUUCGUGUGCCAAAAACCGUAUUCACUCAACGGUUCCAAAUCAUCAACAUGUUCAGAGGGUAGGGUAUUCAAGCCUGAUCCUCCAGAGUGUAUCAUUGUUAAUUGUCAAGAGCCUGUUAUUGACUUUGGUAAAUGGGCAGCGGGUUCUCGACCCCCCUAUAAACACUUGGCUAGUGUGACGUUGGAGUGCGAUACCGGAUACGACAUGGUGGGAGAGAGGACACAGACAUGUGACAUAAAUAGCGACUGGUCACCCGGUCUUCCAAAAUGCAAAUUGUCUGCCACAACUAAAGCCACAACUAAAGCUACUACUAAAGCCACAACUAAAGCUACUACUACCACCACCACCACCACCACCACCACCAAGACCAAGACCACCACCACCACACCUUCAGGGAAACAAACGGUGUCUGCCACAACUAAAGCUGCUACCACCACCACCACCACCACCACCACACCUUCAGGGAAACAAACGGCUGCUCCUAAACCAACUGACAAACCUGAGAGUGGAAGUGACGGCGUUACACAGACUGUGUUCAUAACUCUGACAGUAAGCAUUAGCGUCCUGAUGGCCCAGCUGUACGGGCUGUACUAAUGAUCUGAAUGGAAGAGGGCCGCCCCUGGACGAGUGUUUGAACCUGCUUAUGGCUUUAAUUUGGAGAGACAGACAUGAUGAAAUGUCUAGAGAUCCUGAAAUCACUGCAAAUUGCGCUCAGUCCUCAGCUACUGCUUGUUGCUCUGGUUAGUCGACAGUAAUGUACAUAUCUGAUACUCUUUUAACUUUCCUUACUUAUUCCUGCCCAUAAUGAAGACCAGUGCAGAAGUUUUUCUUUUGUCUUAAUAUUAAUGAAUGACAUUGAGUUUGUCAGAGAAGCUUUAUCUCCAUAUAGAUUUUAUACUUUUGCACUAAAACUCAAGAGCACAGCUCGGGCCACUGUAGCAUGAAAUGCAGCAAUGGUUGGGAUUGAGAAACAAAUGAAUGUAUGCACUGCUCACCUUUUAAAAUACAGCCGCGUUUGCCUGCAGGUCUUAAUGGUCAUGUGCCUUUAACGACAAGCAUCAGUGAGAAGAGGAAGAACAAGUCUGGUGUUGGAGCUGUUUAUGCAACAGCCGCCUGUUACUUCCCCGAAACAAAAAUGUAGAACAUUCACUCACACUCACUCAGUUCAGACAGAACAAACUUUGAGGCUUCAUCCACGAUACCACUCCCCAGCUGUAUAUUUCAACUAAAGGAACAUAAACCUCAACUCACAGAAAACUCCCCAGCAAAGCCAUUCGGUGCGUCCUCAUCGGCAGCCUCCUGUCUCUCCAGCUGGGCCAGGAACGUCCUCAGUACCCUGGCCUGCUGCUCCAUGGCUGGCUGUUCACUGCCGGGGAUAUGACACCUCUCAUGUCAGGUCACAGAGGUCCUCGUCCACAAGUCAUGGAGAACAGUGAGGUCGUCAAGGCUUGUGUUCAGGGCUGUGGGACCCCUGCUGCUGCUGCUGCACAGAGCACCUCUUUGGUGCAACGCUCACAUCAAGGAACUAUUGUGAGGGACUUAUUCAAACUGUCUGAGAGGAAGCAAGAGUUAAUUAACAGGUUCUCUGGUCAUAUUAAAAAAAAUGUGCCGCACCCCCUUUGGUGUCUCUCCCUGGGUCCUGGAGUCACCAGGGUGUUUGAUUGCAUUGCAGUGUCACAGAAGGAAUGAGAGGGAAACACCCACAAACAGAGGAGGCCGCACGCUUAUAAACAGGCGUGAACAGCUGUUCCAGCCCCGAGGAACAGCUGGAAAAGACCAGCGGAGGAGGGAUGUGGUUGGGGAUGGAGGCAGAGGCAAAGGGAGUGGUGAAGAGAACAGGAAAAUCCAGGUCUCUCCAUUUCUGUCUGCUGAAUUUCCACAGUAAGCGAUUGUUAUGGUAAACCAGUUCCCAGUCUUUUAGAUGAACUAGUGUCCGGUUAACUCUGCCAAAACUCUAAUGUAUUUAUUUAUUGUAAUUUUGGGGCAGUCUGGUUUAUAAUUUCACUUCAGUUCCGAAGGAGCAAUAAAAUGAAUGAAAUAAAUAUAAAUAUAAAUGAUAAUGAAUAAUGAUAAUAAUAUGGUGGUGACAUCUAGUGGUUUUGUGGUAACAUAGCACUUGCAGCAAUUCUUCAUCUGUGGACCUGAUUUGGUUCAAUUUACUGUCAAAUUUUGCAAGUGACACCACCGUUGACGUGAGUUUGUGUAAUAAGGGUCUGAAAUGUGUAAAAACGAAUCAAACUGUCCGUAGCCGAGGUGAAAAUGCAGUUUCCCCAAAUCUCACUAUAUUUUAUAGAGGAUUUUACAAAUUUCACAACCUAAGUUAAAUGUGACCUAAUUCAUAACUGGGAGAUGAAAAUAAAUAAAUAAAAUAAUUAUAGUUGAUGUUGUUCAGUUUUCUUUGUUGAACACAGGUGGACUAACUCAUUGUCGUAGCUGCUUUGCAAAUGUAAUGAAAUGUAAAUGAGAUGCAUCACCUUGUUUCCAAGAAGCUCUGAAUCUCUUCUUUUCAGGAAGCCUUCAGCUGCAGUGUGAUUAAAAACAGAUCACAGCAAA